Messenger RNA from Cooperia oncophora, 606 nucleotides. The record is from the annotation of a GenBank genome assembly. Lineage: Eukaryota; Metazoa; Nematoda; Chromadorea; Rhabditida; Trichostrongylidae.
AUGAAUCCCGAUUUGAAAAGAGAGUUUAUACGACUCAUCAGAGAGGAGGAGAUGCUGUGGAAUACUGAUUGCAGGGAUUACUACAGACUAGACAAGAAAAAUCUGGCAUGGUCAAGAAUAUUGACUGCUCUGGAAAGGAAAGGUUUCCGUGGAGGAUUACUAGACCUCAAAGCAACUUGGAAAGGUUUACGAGACACGAAACGGAGAUACAACAUGCAACCUACCGCUUCCGGAAAGCAGUGGAUGUUUGAGAAGGACUUGGAAUUUUUGGAUCUUCCAAGAAAUGACUCCGUUCAAUUUUCGCCCCAUGUUGAAAACGAAUCAAAGGUUAACAGUCUAGUCGAUAGUCCUCGUAGUUCUGCCACACCAGAAGAGAUUGGUGAGGAAGGCGGCGACGCGGACGAUGCAAAUGAAACGUUUUUCGUACCGGUUUCUGAGAUGGGCGGCGACAAUAGUCCAGAGAACGGUGCUGAGGUAUCACGGAAACGAAGUUACGCAGGAGGUUUCAAUUCAAAUAAGAAGAAAAUGGACUCACUUCAAGAAGGUAAUGCCUUUUGCAGAUUACAUUUGUGUGGAAGUCUUCUUAUCAAUCUUGAUUUCGCGUAA